GUGUGUGUGUGUGGAUGUGUGUGGGGUGUGGGUGUCCCUUACGUCCUUCCUCCUCCCCCUCCUCCUCCUUCUGCUCCCCCCUCCUUUCCCUCACCUCCUCCCCCCUCUCCUCUCCCUCCUCCUGGUCCUCAUCGCCCCUCUCCUCCUCUUCCUCCCCUCUCUCUUCCUCUCCCUGAAUUUUCUCCUCUCCUCUCAGGUCAGUCCAUGGUAUUCCGCUCCCCCCUAGACCUCUAUUCCUCCCACUUCUUGUUGCCAAACUUCGCGGAUUCUCACCACUGCUCCCUACUUCUGGCGAGUAGCGGCGGCGGGAACGGUGCGGGAGGCGGCGGCGGCGAGGGAGGCGGCGGCGGCGGCGGCGGCGGCGGCGGCGGGAACCGUGCGGGAGGCGGCGGUGCUGGCGGAGCAGGCGGCGGCGGCGGCGGCGGCGGCUCCAGGGCCCCCCCGGAAGAGUUGUCCAUGUUCCAGCUGCCCACCCUCAACUUCUCGCCGGAGCAGGUGGCCAGCGUCUGCGAGACGCUGGAGGAGACGGGCGACAUUGAGCGGCUGGGCCGCUUCCUCUGGUCGCUGCCUGUGGCCCCCGGGGCGUGCGAGGCCAUCAACAAACACGAGUCGAUCCUGCGCGCGCGCGCCGUGGUCGCCUUCCACACGGGCAACUUCCGCGACCUGUACCACAUCCUGGAGAACCACAAGUUCACCAAGGAGUCUCACGGCAAGCUGCAGGCCAUGUGGCUCGAGGCUCACUACCAGGAGGCCGAGAAGCUGCGCGGCCGCCCACUCGGCCCGGUGGACAAGUACCGCGUGCGCAAGAAGUUCCCGCUGCCGCGCACCAUCUGGGACGGCGAGCAGAAGACGCAUUGCUUCAAGGAGCGGACUCGGAGCCUGCUGCGGGAGUGGUACCUGCAGGACCCCUACCCCAACCCCAGCAAGAAACGCGAACUGGCGCAGGCCACCGGCCUCACUCCCACACAAGUAGGCAACUGGUUUAAGAACCGGCGGCAGCGCGACCGCGCCGCAGCGGCCAAGAACAGGCUCCAGCACCAGGCCAUCGGACCCAGCGGCAUGCGCUCGCUGGCCGAACCCGGCUGCCCCACGCACGGCUCGGCAGAGUCGCCGUCCACGGCGGCCAGCCCCACCACCAGUGUGUCCAGCCUGACGGAGCGCGCGGACACCGGCACCUCCAUCCUCUCGGUAACCUCCAGCGACUCGGAAUGUGAUGUAUGAUAGCCAAGGCUGCCCUCCUCCUCCCACCCCCUCCUUCCCCUCCUCUUUCCCCUCCUCCUCCUAGCCCUCCUCCUCUUCCUCCUCUUCCUCCUCCAUCCCCAGAACAAACCGAAAUCAGGAUACACAACCAUACACACACAUAAGUCCAUACACACUCCCACCCCAGCCAAAAAUAUAUAAAAAUCAAGAAAAAUAACAAAUUAACCGCAAACCAUCAAAAAUCCCAAACCACCAUCUACCACCACGGCCAACCCAAAGGACCUCGACGCCAACAGACAGUCACAAACGCUGAUGUUGCGGGCAGAAAACAUAAAAGAGGUGACAAUUGUAUACUUUCUAGGACAAGCACGGCUUCUCCUUUUGGUUCCCACGGACCCGGCACCCCACCUGCAUGACGAUUUAUUUGUAUCUGGGAAAAUAUUCUCUCUAGUUUAAAAUGAUUUAAAGAGUCGACUAUACAAAAACCACCACCACCACGACGACAAGACGACAAAAGCAAAACAGACAAAAAAAGGAAAAAAAAAAUCUACCAUCUCCGCUCCGAAUUUGUUUAAAAAAAGAAAGAAAGAAAAAGAAAAAAAAAAAGAACUCCUGGAGAGAGAAAUAGCAAAUGUUUCUCGCCUUUUGUUGCGCUCUCUCUCUUUUUUCCUCUCUUGCUCUCUUUCUUUCUCUUUCUUCUCUCUGUUUUUAAGUCCAAGUAUUGGUCAAACAAGAUGCAAUCUUCUGUUUUUUGUUCAGCAGACAAUCAUUUUCGUAAGCACCUUUUUUCUCUCUACUCUGUCACUGCCUGUGUGGGUACUGGUUAUAAAUGUGGAAAAAGAAUAGUUAUGACUGUAACAGAUUUUUAUUUUUAUUUCAAAAUUUUAUAUGAAUUAUGUAUAUCUUAAUGAUCGGUCAUUUUCCCAGUUUGUAAUAUAUGUGUAGAAAUUGCCUGUAUAUGAUAUUGCUUUUUCUCCUCUCCCUUUCUUUCUCUCUUUCUCCCUCCUUUCUUCCUCCCACCCCGCUCACCUGUCUCUUUCCUUUUGGGGGUGUCCCCCUCCCACUCAGUGUUCCUGGCGUCGACUUGGUACUCCAGGCAAGGCGUGGUGGCCUGGGUUAGGAAGAGGGACCCCGGCGCUAGCUAAAGCGGAGAGUGAGACCGUAGUAUUCUUAUGCAAAAGCUAUUUCAAGUAUUUCUUAGCUGCUUUGGAGGUAUCUCUCACUCCCCGUAGGGCGCUUUUACUGUUAUCUUAACUGCGUGUUUAUCUAUAUGUAAAAACUUUCUAUAAGCAAAUACAGUAUUCUCCAUUUUCUUAUCACUCCCA
Messenger RNA from Urocitellus parryii (Arctic ground squirrel), 2525 nucleotides. RefSeq names its product SIX homeobox 3 (gene Six3). Gene Ontology annotation, molecular function: RNA polymerase II cis-regulatory region sequence-specific DNA binding; DNA-binding transcription factor activity, RNA polymerase II-specific. Gene Ontology annotation, biological process: regulation of transcription by RNA polymerase II; brain development; eye development. Gene Ontology annotation, cellular component: nucleus; transcription regulator complex. The record is from RefSeq and is a predicted model, not a curated record. Lineage: Eukaryota; Metazoa; Chordata; Mammalia; Rodentia; Sciuridae.